Molecule: messenger RNA, 817 nt
Organism: Phycomyces blakesleeanus NRRL 1555(-)
Lineage: Eukaryota; Fungi; Mucoromycota; Mucoromycetes; Mucorales; Phycomycetaceae
Exons: 2
Coding region: 121-546 (141 amino acids)
Source: RefSeq, a predicted model, not a curated record
UUUAAAUAAUCACAUUCAUGACAGACACACACCAAAGCACUCAAAUACAGCAGUUAGUCAAUCCUGAUAUUCACUGUAAGAAAUCCUUUGCUUAAUAAUCGAAUAUACAUAUACAUAUAAAUGUGCACAGGUAUAACUGCCGACCUCUAUUCAAAUGAUACUCAAAAACAGCGCCAAGUUCUACGACAACACUUUUCACCCAAUGCCUCCUUUGUCUCACCACUACUUCGAACUAGUGGUAUAAAAAAUAUAGGACAUGUUUUUCUAGUUUGGAAAACGCUCAAUAGAGACCCUCCUACAAUCGAAAAAUCAUGUUCCAACCAACACCACUGUGUCAUCUUCAUGACCCAACAUCUCCGUCCACGUUUAUUCCCAUUACUACAUCUCGCACUUCCUGUAAUCGUCACCCUCAAAUUUCGAGAGUCUGAAUCAGGAAAACUAAAGGUCGAACACCUUGAAGAGCACUGGACUGUUGAAGGUAUGUGUAUAUGUGUGUUUAUACGUACGUGCAUAGAAUAUAUCAUUUGUCUACUAGAAUACAAAUAAAUAAUGAUUAUAUAUAUACAUAUAUAUAUAUAUUUAUAAUGUAAGGUUUAUUGCAAACUGUACCCCUCAUUGCAUUCUGGCAUGAUCGAGUAUUGCGUACUGCAAUGGGUAAAAUUUUGACAGUUACGGGACAUGCCAUGCACACUGUUAUUGUGACAUCUCAAAAAAUGUCACAGCGUAGUAUUGAACUUGAAGGUGACAGAAGGGUACUGGUCGAUCAAAAUAUGGUCAACCAACAAUCUGCAAUCAUAAUGUCUGAAUGCAACGAAUG